UUGCCGAGGUCUGUGUUUCCACCCGAGUCAACGCAGAGCGGCGCACAGGAGAAAGCAGGCCGGCGCGGGAAGAGACGCCGUUACCACGGCAACCGCGAGCUGCUCAAAGCAGAGAGAGAGAGAUCACAUCCAUACUACUGAUGGUACAGCUGGACUGGAUAUGGAAGAGUGCAACUGCAUUGCAAAGGCACAGGAAUCAGAAAAUAUUGAAACAGAAAGUACUGAGUUGGAUUAUGCUCUCUCACCUGAAAGUUCAGAAAAAAAUUAUGAAGUUUCAACCCCAUUAUCAUCUUCAUCUGAAAUGUGUAGAAGUACCACUGCUAUAAAAAAAAGAUGUAUGCCCCCUUAUACAAAGACAGCUAAAAAAAGAGAAGAAAAACAAAGUGAACUUCUGCUUGGCCAUAAGAGUUCCCUGCAAUCAUCAGUGGUAUCAAGAAGGUCAUGGCUUCAAGAUGGUUCCACACAUCAGUUCAGUUCAGUUCAGAAAAGUGAUGGAGUAUCAAAACUAGUCAGCUACAAAUCAAACAGUACAAACAAUUUCUGCCUUAUAUCACCAUCCAAGAGAAACAGACCUGUCAGUGCUCCACCAGGUCAGCUAAGAUGCCGACCGCUUUCUUCAAAAUUUCACUUGGCCCCGAAGGCCUUUGAUAUGCCUCACUUUUUUGAGCGGCAGCCACAAAUACUCAGAGUAACUGCUUACAAGAAUGGUACAGCAAAUAUAUUUGCUAAAAUCGCUGUGCCAUCUUCUAUUACACUGUUGCUGGAAGAGUGCACUGAAAAGCUGAAGCUGAAUAUGGCUGCGCGACGAGUCUUCUUGGCAGACGGUACUGAGGCACUAGAUGCUAGAGACAUACCCCAUGAUGCUGACGUUUAUAUUUCGACUGGAGAGCCCUUUUCAAAUCCAUUCAAAAAAAUUAAAGACCAUCUGUUGUUAAUGAAGAACGCAACUUGGACAUUGAAUGGUCUAGCCUUUCCUAAAGGUGUCAGCAGAAGCCAAACCAAACCUGUGCUUUCCAAACGCAUGAAGAAACUGACAGUUAAGCCCUCAAUCAGACUUUUGGUGUUCAAGAACUGCGUGGGCCAGGAUGGUUAUCAGAUAUCUGCUGCCCCAAACCAAAUGGAAAAGUUUUUAGAUAGUUGCACCAAGCGACUGAACCUUACCUCAACAGCGAAGUGUGUCUAUAACAUACAUGGAGAAAGAAUUAUAGAGCUCAUAAAUGUUCCUCUGCUAGAUAAAUGCUUGCAAAAUUCCAUCACACCUUUGCGGGGACCUCUUUGGGUCUCUAAGGGAGAAGGUUUCAGCCCCUCUGGAGCAAAGAUAUAUAUCCAAGGAGUCCUAUUGGCCUUGCACCAGCGAUUAAAGUCUGCAAGAAACUACUGUGAACAGCUGGGUUCUGCCACCGAUGGCCAUAAAGAGGAAAUCACAGACAAAAAUAUUCUAUCAAUGAAAAAGAAAGAAUUACAUUUAGAACAAGAUGAAGUGAACAAGUUGAUUGAUGAAUUGCAGGCAGCUAUAAAGAGCUACAAAGGUCACCUCUCAAAACUUCUCCCUCAGUUACGGGCUGAACAAGAGCAAUGCACUUCCUAUGUCUACCAGCACAUUAAAGAACUUCCUGCAAACACACUUGUCUCACAAGGUCUGCAGCUAAAGGUUUAUGAAAAUGGCAAAGAUAUUGGGGAAACUAUUGUUUACAUCAGUAGAAAAGAGAUGGAAAGUACCAGUAAUUGUGGGAAUCAACUCAGCAUUAUGCUAGAAAAGGUACAGCACAUAAUUCACCAAAGGCUCCAAUGUUCAGCAGAAUUCAGACCAUCCUGCCUCAGUCGCUUUCCAACUCACCUUUUUGAUGAGACUGGACAAGAAAUUAAAAACCCACUUUUACUGCAGAAUGAGCAAAAAAUUUGGGUUUCUUAUGGUGAAGAUUACAGGUCUCCCUUAAAUCCUGUUCUGAGUCUGACCUUUGACAGAGUGACUGCAGCUGAAAAGAAUGGCAUCACAGUUAUUUAUAAAACACUUCUGGAUCCCACUGUUGAUUUGCUGCCUGGAAGUGACAAUUGGGAAGCUUGUAAUGGAUUCCCAGACAAUCUCAGAUUAACCAGUCUUCAGGAACAUCACACCUUGGCAGCUGUGGAUCCAAACAGCUAUUUUAUGCGGUCUAAGACUGAUCCCCAAAUGGUGGUCCUCGUGUCAGCAACUAUGGAAAAUAUGAAGAAAAACAUUCCCAAAAGAAACCAAGAUCUCAUACCAGCCAUACCAGCCUCUGCAUGCUUCCCACUUCCUAAUAUGUGGGCAAUUACAAAGACGGGAAUGAUUCUAAAUCGAGCUAUAGUACAAAGCUGUCUGGCGGUUGGUCAUCCAAUCAGAGCUGUGACGCAGGAUGGCAUACCUCUUGAAGGCUAUAAGUUAAACCUACAGAAAAGGGACAAAAACAAUAUAUAUCAGUACUGGGAGUUUCAAAAUAAUGGUUCAAUUCAUUCAAAGGCUUACCCUGAGUUUGUCCUGACCUACCUAGAGGAGCUAAAUGUAAGAGAGGAGGUGACCCAGACGGAAUACUGCACACACCAUGGGGCCCAGUCUGCAGUUCAUCAAGAGACAGAUAGCAACGCAGCAGAAGAGGUCAUGGUAUCAAGCCAGAGGCAGGAUCUACAAAUUAAUGUCGGGAACUGCAAUAAGAAGCAACUUUCAGGACCUUUGGACGCCCACUUAAUGCCCGAAGGUCCCUCAGGGGGCAACAGGCAGCUGACAGUGGCACUGGUGAGGAAACUAGAAGAGAAACAUCCUAAGGCCUCAGCUCAAAGAUGGGCCAUUAAGCAUGAAGGGAUAAGUAAACCUGGUCAAUGGAAACGCUCAAAAGUCGACAAUCCUUUGUGGAAUAAGCUGACAUAUAUGUGGCCUGUGCUUCCAAAUGGAGAAUUAAAUGAGGCUUUUGAGUGGCCCAUUGAAGGUUUGCUGAUUCCAAACAGUCCUCCUUUAAAGAAACCUUCUGCUAAGAGAUCAGAAAGCUAUAUGCCUUUGAAACUGAAGGUACUGAAAAAUGGAGAAGAGGACAAAAACAAAGCCAUCUUUAUUCUUGGAUUGGAUUGUUCAUCUAUGAUGAAAAAACAAAAAGCAGGCCCAGAAAAGAAACAGAAAAGAAGGACACUACCGAAGACUAGUGAAAAUUCAGAAAAGGAAAUAUACAGAGUAGAAUUUCUGCACUUUUUGGAACGGUGCACUGCGGCACUGAAAUUACCUUUUGCUGCUAGAAGACUUUUCACUGGAAAUGGGACGGAAAUCUUCCUUUUGAAAGAUUUGGAAAAAGAUCAGUUGAUUUAUGUUUCAUGUGGAGAACAAUGGAUUGAUCCGGAGUGGACUAUGGCCCAGAAGAAGAAACGUCUCCAACUUAGUAACUUGGUAUCUGACAUAACAGCGAUUCGUGCCUAUUGUGUCAUGCGGAACACAAAAAAUUUAGUUUUAGAAAUCAAGAAUGACAUUGCUAUUGGAGCUAAGCUUUCUGUGGAAGCAGCUAGAAUGGAGGUUGAAACGAAAGAAGUCGUUGAAGAGCCAGAUGAAAAACCAAUUGAAGAAAAGACAGAGAGAAGAGAGGACAACACAGAGAAGUGUCUGAAUUCACAUGCAAAAUCCCAUAUUAAAGUAGAUGCAUGUUAUAAAGCUGUGAAAUACACCUGGCAGCAAAUUUCCUAUGAUUUUGAUGAGAACUGCAGCUUUCACAAGGAAAAAGAUGAAGAGUUCUUUGAAGAUGCAGAGUUAUAUAAAAAAUACAGGUAUCAACAUAAACUGUCUGAAGAACUGGGAAAAAUCCAUCAUCAACAGUUUGAAUUUAGAAAUGGGAAAAUUAUCAAUUCCCACUUUCCCAAUCUUCUUUUGGGUGUAGAGAAUUCUGAUCUGCGUUCUGGGACUGAAGUGGUUUUGAUGGAAAAGAAGUAUGACAAUAUCAAUCAACACUGGAUAUGGAGAGAAGAUCGCAGGACCUUCCAUCAUGUGAAUGAUCCAACCCUAGUGAUGGCAGUAUCAAUGCCCAACAUACUAAAUGGGAAUUCAAAAAUUCCACAGGAAAUGCAAGUCUGGCCUGUUAUCCUUCAGAAAUACAAAGGAUGCAAAAAUGGAGCUGCUAAUCAAAAGUGGAAUUACAUGGAAUCUACAAAGGUUUUUACUGCCUUUUACAGCACUGUUCUGGAUCAAGAAAUUACAGCAGCAAAUUAUGCUUCCAUUUGCACAUUUUCUGUGACGAAUACAGAGAAAAUAGACCAACUGGGCUACUACUUUCUUUCACCAUCUGGAAAGGAGAAGGUCAUGAUAUGCUUGGCUUGUGCAAGAAGCUUAAGAGGAAAGAAAGAACUGAAAAAGUUGUCCCCUGGGACUGUGUUCUUCUGUGCUUCUGGUUCAGAGGGAGGGAAACAUUUAUCCGUGUGGCCCUAUAAGUGCCUUGAUGUUACAAAGACUGACUUAUCCACCUCCGAAGCUGAAUCUACCUUAUGUUAUUUAGAAGAAGUUCUAGCAUCUUUGAAGGCAGAAACCUCAUCACACAAUAUCUCAGAAAAGAUGUCUGCAGCUGUCAAUCAAAAAGCUGUAAAAAUAAUUGCAUACAAAAAUGGAACUGGUUACAAAAAUGGGCAACUAAUCAUUGCGAGUACCUUUCCACUGCUACUCUCUUUAUGCACACAACAGCUUGAACUUAACAGAUCAGCUUCUAGACUAUACACCAGAGAAGGGACUUUGAUCCUUACCCUUCAGGAUUUAGUCUUGUGUGCUGUGAGGGAUUACUUCAGAAAGCAAGAGUCUGAAGAAAGAAAAGAAGGAGCAACUGCUGUUCCUGGCCCCAGUGAAAAUGCAUCUGUGUUUUCUAUGAGAGAGAAAACAGAAGAGGAGGAAAUGAAGACCAAGUCCCCAUCAUCAGUGAUGACUCUAGAAGAUUUGAACUUGAUUGAUGAUGUUUUACUCACCAUCAUUCUUAGAAAUCCAAUUGAAGUCUGGGUUUCCAGUGGAGAACCUUUUCUGCCUUUUGACUUUUUGCAAAACAACAAGAGACAAGAACGACAAAAGUGGCUGGAGAAAGAUAAAAUUUUGGCAGACCUAGAUACAAUGAAGCACAGAAUUAGACAACUGCAAGGGCGGCGUAUAGCAAAAUCUGAAGCUGCUACUUUGGUACCUACUAAGAGCCCUCUCCAGCCUGUUGUUCUAGAAGGAGGCUGGACUGAAGAAACACAAGAAGAGAUGAAGCUCAUGGAAAUGAUACAACGUACAGAGAUGCAUCUUUCAGAGCUUCAAGCAUUACAGGUCAAAAGAAGUUCCCCAGUUUCUCCCAAACAGCUUAUAAAAGGUCAAAGAAGUCUCUACAAACAGCCUGCAGCCAAAAGAGUGUGGGCUUAUGCAAAUGGCGGUACAGCUGAGCAGGGAGCUCAUGCCUGGGGGAAAACAAUUACAGAGUUACUUGACAGCUGUACAGUGCAGCUAAAAAUGCCACAGCCUGCAAAUAUACUUUAUACAACUGUUGGUGAGAGACUGCAAACGUGGGAUGAAAUAGAAAGAGACAUGAUUGUUUGUGUUUCUGCUGGACAACCUUUUAUGAGCAGAAAAGCCGUGAAGAAUGAAGUAGAAAUUAGAGCACUUUAUGCCAGAAUUCGGAAGCAGCAAGGCCCAGAAUCUACCAACAUUAUUGUCUCACCAUCAGAAAAGAUUACUGAGAAGGUCAGCAUGAAUAGCUCUCUUCUUGCUCUUACCUACAAAAGUCACGCAGAUGCCACUGAUUAAUUUUCUACCACAGAAGUCCUUGGAUUCAUCUCGCAACCCUGAAAUGAAGAUGUCUACAAUUGCAGAGUUUCCAGAUCACUUUGAGUCUUAACAUGCUAACAAUGUAACACUUCAGAAGCAUAUUCUCCUUGUGUAAACGCUGCAUCGUUUUUCUGCACAAUUGAAACAAAAUAGAUAUGGUUCUUUGGGAAAUUGCAGGGUUUUGUUAUUAAGGUUAAAUAACAGCAAGCCUCCCUCUGAGUGUUAAAAUGGCUAAGCUCCUUGUUCUAAUUGGCUAGCAUUUAGUUCAUGAAACUGUCUUCAGGCGUUCUGCAUACUCAAUAGAUUCAGUAGUAUGUUAAACAAAGCUCUGAGAAGGAGAGAAAGGAUAUGCAACACACUGCUAAAAAGAAUACACUGAUAAGAAUAUUUGCUCUAUGGAAAAGAGCUCUAUUUGCUCUUUUCUGUUUUAAAUCAAUGUUUUUCCAUGAAGCUUGAAUGAAUGAAUACUUUUCUCCAGCAAUUCAGCAACUGGAACAUACAAUUUUCUUAUCCUUGCUACUAUUUUGCUAUUCUGAUUUUAAAUCAUGAAUAUGUUUUUGCCAAAAUUAUCACUUUUUGAACUCUCAGGAGUUGGUGGAAGAGUCCACCUUCUUGAAACAAUUAUCAUUUGACAGCCAUUUCUAUCUCUGUGCCAUAAAAAAAAAUAAACAACAGUGUUCUAUUGGUCUGCCUCACUCAUUUGGCACGUUUGCGUGGUUCAGAUGAAACUUUCCAUGAUUUUGCUUUGAAACCUCAGUUUUCAGAGCAAAUACAAGCCAUCGUUUUUCAGUGGAGAUGAAAGAGCUUUGCCUUAAACUAGGAUAGUAUGGAGGAACUGUUGAGUGUAGACGGUGUAGGUUUGAGUAGCCUAUUCAUUUCUAUAACACCAAACUUUUGCUAACUAGGCUUAUCUGAAAUUUAAGAAUAAAUCACCAAUGAAGCUUUCAGAAGAAGAGGGCCAUUAGGUAUGCUUCUUGUUUAUUCCAAGUCCAUUUGAAGAUGAAGAAUUUCUUUCACAUGCAAAGACAUAUCAUAGCUAGGACGAGCAAGACUGCAUAAGGUGGAAAUGAAAACUGACCAAUCAGUAUCCUUGAAUCACUUUGAUCAUGAGUCUCUCUAGAACAGGGGUCCUCAAACUUUUUAAGCUGAGGGCCGGUCCACAAUCCUUCAGACUGUUGAGGGGCCGGAUUAUCAAUUGAAAAAAAUACAAACAAAUUCCGAUGCACACUGCAUAUGUCUUAUUUGUAGUGCAAAAACAACAAGAACAACAACAAGAACAACAACGAAAGAACAAUGCAAUAUUUAAAAAUAAAAACAAUUUUAACCAACAUACAUUUAUCAGGAUUUCAAUGGGAAGUGUGGUCCUGCUCCUGGCCAAUGAGAUAGUCAAGUUAAUUAGGGUUGUUGUUGUUGUUGUUGUUGUUGUUGUUGUUGUUGUGUGCCUUCAAGUCAUUUCAGACUUUGGGUGAGCCCAAAUCUAAAAUUUAUUUAUUAUUUAUUUACUGCAUUUAUUUACUACAUUUGUAUCACACCCUUCUCACCCCAAAGGGGACUCAGAGUGUCUUACAAAUUAUAUGUACAUACAAUAUAUUAUAUUAUUAGCAUAGCACAAUAUUAGCAUUAUAUAUUACCAUAUUGAACUAUACCACUAUACUGUAAUAUUAUUAGUAAUAUUAUAUGUAAUAUAGAAUAUAUAAUUAAUAUUAUUAUAUGGUAUUAUUAUUAGUAUUAUAUUGUAUUACAUUAUAAUAUUAUUAUCAAUAUUAUAUGUAGAUACAAUAUAUUAUAUUAUAAAACUGAGGGCGGGGGCCAGGUAAAUGACCUCGGAGGGCCGCAUCCGGCCCCCGGGCCUUAGUUUGGGGACCCCUGCUCUAGAAUAUGCAUAGAAAUGGGCAUUGGGAUCCACAGCUGCCUAAGUGAUCAGGUAUGUUUCCAGAAAACCGUAGAGGCAUGGGUUAGAUUUAUUACAGAAGACAUGUGGGGUAGAGAACGACAGAGAGGAUCCGGUUUACAUGUAUCAUUCUAAUGCUGUCAUGUGAAUUUGCAAGCCAUGCAAAAAAAGUUAAUGAGCUCCUAAGAUUUUUGAGAAGCAGAAAUACGGUUUUUAAUUUUUUCUGGGAUGCUUAAGUUUCAUAACUCUCUCUCUCACACACACACACACACACGCCUGUGUUAUUCACAUAAUGGUGGUACUAGGAGUCAGCAAGAGUUGCUAGGAUCAGUAUGCCAUACAAAAAUGUUGGGGUAAGUCCUUCAAAAUGAAAAUUCCUUCAAGAGAACAUUGUGUAAUUCCUUUCAGAAUCUUUAACUUUUUAGUAAUAGGAGUAAAGGAUACCUUCAACUAUAGCUGAAAGCAAGAGAGAGACUCUACCACCAGAUGCUUGAAAAUACUGCUAGUACACACCAAGGCUCAAUGGCUUCUGUGCCUUCUGUGGUUAUGGUUUGGAAUAGGACUUACUCAUCGAGCUUGUUAAAUUAUCCCAGAGAGAGAAUGUGCAAGAUUCACUUUUGAGAAGAGGCCUGGACAACGGUUCUUCAUGUUCAUAUGCACUCAGAUACAUGAGGUCCUGGAAAUGGCUGUUAUCUUGAGCGCCAAGCAUCACCAAUCUGACUGCAGUCUCCUAUCCUCCAACACUUCUCAGAUAAAAAUGAGGCCUGGGGACAAGCAACAUUAGAGUGGUGAUGAAAUGGCUAAGGUGAUAAGUGAAGAGCGACUGCAGCAGCUUACUUUUGCCUGAGCCUUUUGUAAAGGGCACAACUCUACCCUCUCUUGUACUCCCCCCUCCCCAUUGAGUUAACUGAGAACAAACUACUCUUGCACUUGAAGUCAGUUUACAGCAAUUGAAGUAUGCUGGGUAAAAGUGGAAAGAAAAGAAAUUGGUACUAGCCAGAUUUGGACAAUUGUGAGGAUAUGUAGCUUCUAUGCUGGAAACAACAUUUUUUGUGACUAAUAAAUGUCUCUUCAGGUGCCUUUAGGAGGGCCACAGCUGAAGCAGAGGUCAUUAGGCCCUGCCCCAUCCUUAUGACCUUAGCAAUAUAUGCUAAAGCCUCAGGGCAUAAAGUUGACUGGGAACUACACCAAUGGAGGUGAAUUUGACAGCAAGAAUAGCUGAGAAUUUCAUAGGGUAUUCUCAAGCAAGCUAUUUUUCACUAGUGGUCUCCCAUCCAAGUACUUACCAGGCCUCACCGUGCUUAGCUCCCACAAUCAAACAGAUCUUGUGCCUUUAGAGUAGACAUUUUCCACUUCUGUGCUGAUAAAUACCAGUUUUAUUCAGACGUCAGUAGCAACUCUGUAUGAACUAGAGAAUUACCAGUAGCCUCACUGCACUCAAGCUAUUUGCAUUGAGUUCCUUGAUGAUAUGCCCCAAAGUGUAACAUAGUAAUAAAAUACUCACAGUGUGAUUCUGUUUAUUUCCUCAAGUGAAAAUUAAAGCAAACUGCCUCACAAUUUUUAUGUAUGUCUGCGAGUGUAUUGGGCUUUCAAUAAUCAGUCGUAUCUUUCUUAAUUAAACGAUGAGGCCAAUAACUUCCUUGUCCACAAGGUCUUAGCUUAACUCCUGCUUUUAAAGUAAUGCUUCAAAAGGCCCGUAAGCACCUAAUAUAACCAUUCAGUGUUGGCAGGGAGAGGGGAAGUCAGUCAGCUUGCAGGCUGUUCCGGGCCAUAUAUUUGGCACAUAACCUGAACAUAGUUAAGUGUCGCUCGGGUUUUACAGUCAGCAUGUAAAAAUAGCUACCUGCUUUUAUUCUUCUGUAAAUUUUUAUUUCGUGUAGCUGGAGACAAUGUCAAAAAGAAGAACUCUGAAAUAUUAAACGUGGGCAGUGAGUGCCAGGAGACUGCCCAAAUUAAGCUGUUUGCAAGCCAACAAAAUGUUUUGAAAAAUGUGGCUGUUGAAACACCACAAAGCAUCGCUACAUUUUCAUUUACUGUUAGUCAGCUACAUCCAUGAAUUUUCCCAGAAUAAAGGAAGAAUCUCCCACAAGCAGUCCAUUUCAAUUGUGUUUACAUUCCUUUUGCACUUAGCUGCUGGAGCAUCCACAACAUUUAACUUGUCACCCCUUUUUUGUUUUGUUUUAACAGAACAACAUGACACUUGCUGGUAGGUUCCACCGUAUCAUUAAAGAUUGCUAAACCUUU
Molecule: messenger RNA, 9905 nt
Organism: Anolis carolinensis (green anole)
Lineage: Eukaryota; Metazoa; Chordata; Lepidosauria; Squamata; Anolidae
Gene: dcdc1
Product: doublecortin domain containing 1
Exons: 41
Coding region: 161-5749 (1862 amino acids)
Biological process (GO): regulation of mitotic cytokinesis; intracellular signal transduction
Cellular component (GO): midbody
Molecular function (GO): microtubule binding
Source: RefSeq, a predicted model, not a curated record